CUUUUCACGCAUGAUUUUUAGGUUAUGUUGCAUGACAGACAGUAAACAAAUAUACCCGAAAUAUCCAAAAAACCAAGUGUAAAUUGAGUAAUUAUCGUUAUUAUUAACAUUUAUCACAAUGAGUUCGAGUGGAAUAAAAUAUAUGAAGAAACCAAAUCCAUUUCCACAAGGAAUGAGGUGUCAAAAAUGUUUGGAAAUGGGUCAUUGGAGUUAUGAGUGCAAAGGAAAACGAAAGUACGUUCACAGAUCGUCACGAACAACACUCCUUCGGAAGCAAUUGCAAAAAAAGGAGACCCCUGAUAUUGAACCGGAAACUGCGGUGGUCAAGGAGGAGAAGGUUAAGAAGAAUAAGAAAAGGAAGGAUUCUGUCAGUUCGAGUAGUUCAGAAAGUUCAUCAAGUUCAAGUAGUGAUAGUGAUAGUUCAUCGGAUUCGGAUUCAAGUAACAGUGACUCGAGUAGCUCUAGUAGUUCUAGUAGCAGUUCCAGUUCUUCGAGCAGCAGCAGUAGCAGUAAUUCAAGUCACACUUCUAGUAAAGUAUCGAGCAAGAAAAAAAAAAAGAUAAAACAUAAUUAGUUAAAAAAAUUCUUUUUUUUUAAUCAAUCAAUUCCUAAUUCUGUAAAUUUCAACAAAUGAUUGUAAUUAUUUUUGUAAUCUAUUGUCAUGACGUUUUUAUUAAAACAAAAUUUAUUAA
Leptopilina heterotoma is the source of this 692-nucleotide messenger RNA. RefSeq names its product zinc finger CCHC domain-containing protein 10. The transcript is spliced from 3 exons. NCBI's taxonomy places the organism in Eukaryota, Metazoa, Arthropoda, Insecta, Hymenoptera, Figitidae. The record is from RefSeq and is a predicted model, not a curated record. Gene Ontology annotation, molecular function: nucleic acid binding; zinc ion binding. The coding region runs from base 119 to 574 and encodes 151 amino acids.